Messenger RNA from Hippocampus comes (tiger tail seahorse), 1641 nucleotides. RefSeq names its product gamma-aminobutyric acid type A receptor subunit gamma3 (gene gabrg3). Gene Ontology annotation, cellular component: membrane. The coding region runs from base 1 to 1407 and encodes 468 amino acids. The transcript has 9 exons. Gene Ontology annotation, biological process: monoatomic ion transmembrane transport; chloride transport; gamma-aminobutyric acid signaling pathway. Lineage: Eukaryota; Metazoa; Chordata; Actinopteri; Syngnathiformes; Syngnathidae. Gene Ontology annotation, molecular function: GABA-A receptor activity; extracellular ligand-gated monoatomic ion channel activity. The record is from RefSeq and is a predicted model, not a curated record.
AUGAAGAAGUUCCAGAAGGACUUGGAAAGACUUAGCGCAAGAGACCAGAGGCUGUCGGCCAGCAUGACCUCCGCUUGGUUGCCUUUGUUCCUCCUCUUCUUUGUGACUCUCAAUGCAAGGUAUGCGGCGUCCGAAUACGAGGACUACGAGGACGUGACGGUCCACCCGAUGUUGUCAUCCAAAUCUCAGCAGUCGGACGCUACAAAAAUCCUCAACGGGCUCCUCAAGGAUUACGACCACAAGCUCAGGCCCGACAUUGGAGUGAAACCAACGGUCAUCGACGUGGACAUUUUUGUCAACAGCAUCGGACCCGUGUCCUCCAUUAAUAUGGAAUACCAAAUCGACAUCAUCUUUGCGCAGACGUGGACCGACAGCCGUCUGCGCUACAACAGCACCGUGAAGAUCUUGACGCUCAACAGCAACAUGGUGGGCCUCAUCUGGCUGCCCGACACCAUUUUCAGGAACUCCAAGAAUGCCGACGCCCACUGGAUCACCAUGCCCAAUCAGCUGCUCAGAAUAUGGAACGACGGCAAGAUACUUUACACCUUGAGACUGACCAUAAACGCCGAGUGCCAGCUGCAGCUGCACAACUUUCCCAUGGACGAACACUCGUGUCCGCUUAUCUUCUCCAGCUACGGGUACCCGCGAGACGAGAUGGUCUACAAGUGGCGGAGGAACUCGGUGGAGGCGGCGGACCAAAAGUCUUGGCGCCUCUACCAAUUUGACUUCAUGGGUCUCAGGAACACCACCGACAUCAUCAAGACCACAGCAGGCGACUACAUGGUGAUGACGGUGUACUUUGACCUGAGGAGGCGAAUGGGCUACUUCACCAUCCAGACGUACAUCCCCUGCAUCCUCACCGUGGUCCUGUCCUGGGUCUCCUUCUGGAUCAAGAAGGAUGCCACACCAGCCAGGACCGCUUUGGGCAUCACGACGGUGCUGACGAUGACCACGCUGAGUACGGUGGCGAGGACGUCUCUGCCGCGCGUGUCCUACGUGACGGCCAUGGACCUUUUCGUCACCGUCUGCUUCCUGUUCGUCUUCGCCGCCCUGAUGGAAUACGCCACCCUCAACUAUUACUCCAGCUGCACCCGCACGCCAACCUGCAUGGACCGGAAACGCCAUAACUACUCGGUCCUGGACGCCAGGCGGCCUCCUCACACGGUGGUGGCCCUGAACAACGCCACCUACUGGCAAGACUUGGACGACACGUGCGCAUCGCAGUGUCUGGACGGCAAAGACUGCGGCGCCUUCUUCUGUUGCUACGACGACUGCAGAGACGGCGCGUGGCGGAGGGGCCGCGUCCACGUUGACCUGCUGGACCUGGACGCCUACUCCAGGGUCUUUUUCCCCACCUCCUUCCUCCUGUUCAACGUGGUCUACUGGGUGGGCUAUCUCUACCUUUAGCGUUGCCUGAUCGUGACAUCAGACAGGCUUCGAAAGAUGGGCGUCCCAGAGACAGGAACAAUUACAACACGUCCCUGUUGAGCUGUGUGCGCCAAGCUAGUAGGGGCAAAGGCGUCAGCAAGAACCCCCCGCCCCCAAAAAAAUGGGAAUAUCCUUUUAACGGGUAAAAUUGUUUUGGUGGAUUGUUUUUAAAAUGUUCAGUGUCAAUAGUGCACGUUUUGGCAUUAACAAAAA